CUCAACUCAACGUUGUGGCUCUUGACGAACGCCAACACCAACACCACAACCUCCACUCAACAACCAUACGCAUUACACUCCCCAAAGCAAAUAGGUCACGAAACGAUCAUGGCAAAACAUCGUGAUAAUGAUCCGAUAGUCGAGAUUUCCGACCCUCAGAUCGCAUGGGACGAGGCAGAGCUGGAGAGAAUACAGACGGAGUUCAAGGCAUUGCAGAAAAACUACAACGGCGUUGACGCCAUAGAUACCCGAAACCUGAGCGAGAUUGAGCAGCGCGGAUAUUGUCGCCAACUAGUGCAAGGCGCAUUUCGGCUUCUGCAUCUCAGACCUCAAGAUUAUCCAGAAUGUUUCGAAGCGUGCAUCUGCAGAUGUUUGGCCUCACAUGCUCUAGAAGCACAACGUUGGAGCCGAUGGGGCGGUUACAACGAUGUCAUUUCCAAGAUAAGAGACAUCGCGUACCUUUCCGAGCUACACGGUAGAUAUCACAUUCUGCCUGCUACAAGUGUGGUGGCCUCAAUUGUUGUCAAGCGGCUCCGCAAAGUUAACACGGGCGGAGUAGAUGAGAUUACCUGCCUCAUGAAGAGAUACAAGGUAUUCGAGUUUGCACACGCGUCAGUCAAGCACUAUAGCGAGCGAGGAAACAAGAUCAUACGAACCAAGCACGUCAUACCAAACUGGAAGCCUAAAGCCGUGAAGGCUGAAAUCCCUGGCAGCUUCGGUGACAUGGGAUUGACUCAACCAAUCCCACAUAAGUCUGCUGAGGUAGAGGAUACAACGAGUCAGGUUGGCAUGAUACUCAAGUCUCAGAUGCCACUACCACCCGUGGCAAUAACGACGACAAAGAAGAUUACCAGAGAACAAGCAGUAGAUCUGGUUGUCCCCCAUAUGGUCAAGAUCAUGAAGGAGUUGUGGUCAACGACUACAAACGACGAGUGUGCGGCAGCCCUAACCAGAGAGAUCGUCAUAGUGUUGCCCUCGGAGAUGAAGGAAUGGCUAGAGGUGUGGAGUAGACAAGCAGGGAAGCAGGAAGUUGAAGUAUGGGUGAGAGAGGCAACUGAAGACCUCGAGACUUACGAAUGGGGAGAGACUCAAGUGGUACAGGGUCGGCCAGCCGCGGAGCCAAUCUACGCCGCCAUCAACGAGCUGGAAGAAUUACACAACGAAAAUGUCACAUCUGUCGCGGCACGCCACAAACUUCAUGAAGGGACGACCAUGAUCCGGCAUUACAUUAUGGGAAUGGAGGAGAAAUGGAAGGCGUGGGCAUACAAAGAGCUUAGCAAGGAACUGCUCGAGUGUCAGGCAGCAAUUGCGACUGAUGUGAGCUUCAUUCGUCGGUCCCUCGAAGAGAAUGACGAACGUUGCUGGAAGAAACGCCGCGCCAACAUGGAAAACGCAGCAAAUGAUGAUGGAGAGAAGAUAAACUGGCUGCAAUGAGCAGAUGUCAUGGAUGGUGAUGGUGAGCUAAUCUACGGGUAUAUCGGUAUGGACUUGCACAACGGGAAUGUCUAUGGCGUCUGAUUAGAGAAGCGACAUUUCAUUGGAGCGCUGGGAGGAUUCUAUUCUUAGGAAGUUAU
Molecule: messenger RNA, 1574 nt
Organism: Trichoderma harzianum CBS 226.95
Lineage: Eukaryota; Fungi; Ascomycota; Sordariomycetes; Hypocreales; Hypocreaceae
Exons: 1
Coding region: 109-1434 (441 amino acids)
Source: RefSeq, a predicted model, not a curated record